Molecule: messenger RNA, 1110 nt
Organism: Aspergillus welwitschiae
Lineage: Eukaryota; Fungi; Ascomycota; Eurotiomycetes; Eurotiales; Aspergillaceae
Product: M4 family metallopeptidase
Exons: 1
Coding region: 1-1110 (369 amino acids)
Biological process (GO): proteolysis
Molecular function (GO): metalloendopeptidase activity
Source: RefSeq, a predicted model, not a curated record
AUGUCCGCCAGAAACAACCACACCUACACCUUCAUCCAACCCCAAAUCCUCCAACACAUCAGCACCUCGCCCAAUGCACCAUCCAAAGCCCGCCGCGCCGCCACCCGCACCCUCGCCCUCGCCAACGAAAUCCAUCAGACCCGCCUUUCCUCCUCUCCCUAUAUUUCCCUCACGUCGCACGCCCAAGCCCGCGAAAUCUACGACUGCCGCAACAAGCGCGGUCUUCCAGGCCUCCUCGUACGCACCGAAUCCUCCUCCGCCCCGACCACCCAAGACGACACCGUAAAUCACGUAUACGACAGCUUCGGCAUCUUCCUGCACUUCCUCUCGUCUGUGCUGGGCCGGCAAUCGAUCGAUAACGACGACCUCCGGCUCAUCGGCUGUCUCCACUACGACAAAAACCUAGACAACGCGUUCUGGACCGGACAGGAAAUUAUCUUCGGCGACGGAGACGGGGUGUACUUCGCUGGGUUCCCCAAGAGUCUGGAUGUCGUCGUGCAUGAGCUGAUGCAUGGAGUGACGGAUCAUACAGCUGGGUUGUUGUACGAGGGUCAGUCUGGAGCGCUGAGCGAGAGUAUCUCUGAUGUGUUUUCUUGUGUGAUUGAGCAGUGGUGGAGGGGACAGGGAGUCGAGGAGGCGGAUUGGGUGGUUGGGAGGGGGGUUUGUGUUUGGCCGAAGGGGAAGAAAGGUGCCGGUGCUGGUGCGGGGGAGAUGGGACUGAGGUCAUUGAAGGCGCCUGGUACAGCUUAUGACGAUCCUGUCCUUGGUAGAGAUGGACAGCCGAGUCAUAUGAGGGAAUUGGUGUGUACUGAGGAGGAUAAUGGUGGGGUGCAUUGGAAUUCGGGCAUUCCGAGCCAUGCGUUUUAUCUUUGCGCUGUGGAGUUCGGGGGACGGAGUUGGGAGAAGGCUGCGGUCGUUUGGUAUCGCGCGUUGUUAGAUCCGAGAGUUGAGCCGAAUUGUAGCUUCCAGAGAUUUGCGAGUGUGACGGUGGAUAUUGCGGAGGCGAUGUUUGGGGGAGAGGCUGGUGAAGUCGUGAAGAGGGCGUGGGUGGCGGUUGGAGUUGAGGUUGGGAUGGUGUUGUGGACGGUGAAGGGUGAUACUGGUUGCUAG